Molecule: messenger RNA, 2910 nt
Organism: Xiphias gladius (swordfish)
Lineage: Eukaryota; Metazoa; Chordata; Actinopteri; Istiophoriformes; Xiphiidae
Product: TGF-beta receptor type-2-like
Exons: 10
Coding region: 153-1898 (581 amino acids)
Biological process (GO): heart development; cellular response to growth factor stimulus; protein phosphorylation
Cellular component (GO): signaling receptor complex; plasma membrane
Molecular function (GO): ATP binding; transforming growth factor beta binding; SMAD binding
Source: RefSeq, a predicted model, not a curated record
UAUGUGUAUGGAUGGGUCAGCAGUGAGUCUCCAGCUGCUGAGCGGAGUGGAGCGCACAGCACCGCGAACACACCAAACCCGUUCCUCCACUGGACUCCCUUUUACUUUACCUUUAAUCUGAAUGACAGACUUUGGACAGAAGACACAGAAACAUGGAGGGACGGGCUUGUUCGUUAUCUUUACGAGGAACUUUAUCUGUCUUUUUCUUCACCAUGCUGCUAGAGCCCGGGACCCCCGGUAUGCCCCCUUUUUACUCUAUGAGCCAGCUUUGUAAGUUCUGUGAUCUUGAGCUGUCCUCAUGUAGCGGUACAGGGAACUGCAUGUCCAACUGCUCCAUCACAUCCAUCUGCAUGGGGAGCAACGAGGUCUGUGUCGCUAUCUGGAGGAAGAAUGAAACAGGCUUCUCUAUUGAAACUCUCUGCCAUGACCCGUCCAAGCCACUGUAUGGCGUAAUGCUGGAGGGCUACAACAGCUCCACCUGUGUGAUGAAGGAGAAGAACACAACAACUGGGUUGGCUCACUUCUGCUCCUGCACCAAUGAUGAAGAGUGUAACGACAGGCUUUACUUCUCCCCUACUACAACUCAAGAUCCAUUGGUCUCUGUGAUCCUGGUGAUCCUGCUGCCCCUGCUGGUGAUGGGGAUCAUGGUUGCGGGAAUGUUCUACUGGUACAGAACCUACCGGCAACGCAUGCUCAACCAAGAAUGGGAUCGCAGCAUUAAGAAACGUAAGCCAAGAGCUGGUGGGCUGGACUGCAGUGACGCCUGUGCCAUCAUGAUGGAUGAUGACAGGUCAGACAGCAGCUCGACCCACGCCAACAACCUGAACCACAACACUGAGCCCCUACCUAUAGAUCUGGAUCUGCUGGUGGGCAAAGGUCGUUUCGCUCAGGUAUACAAGGCUAAGCUGAAGCAGACCACCUCAGAUCAGUUUGAAACUGUGGCUGUGAAGAUUUUCCCCUAUGAGGAGUACGCUUCCUGGAAGAAUGAGAAAGACAUUUUCUCCAAUACAGACCUCCGACAUGAAAACAUCCUCCACUUCCUCACAGCUGAGGAGAGGAAGGUGGAGAAGCAGUACUGGCUCAUCACUGCCUUCCAUCCCAGAGGAAACCUACAGGAGUACCUAACGCGCCAUGUGAUCAGCUGGGAGGAGCUGCAGGUGCUGGGCAGCUCUCUGGCUCGGGGUGUUGCCCACCUCCAUAGUGAUCGCCUCCCCUGUGGACGCCCAAAGGUGCCCAUAGUCCACCGUGACCUGAAGAGCUCCAACAUCCUGGUGAAGAACGACCUGACAUGUUGCCUGUGUGACUUUGGCUUGGGACUCUGUCUGGACAGCAGCCUGUCUGUGGAUGACCUUGCCAACAGUGGACAGGUGGGUACAGCACGUUACAUGGCUCCAGAGGUGCUAGAGGCCCGACUCAAUCUGGAGAACAUUGAGUCCUUCAAACAGACUGACAUUUAUUCCAUGGCCCUGGUGCUCUGGGAGAUGACAUCGAGGUGUGAAGCUAUUGGAGAGGUGAAGGAUUACGAGCCUGCAUAUGGCUCUAAAGUGCGAGAGCACCCCUGUGUGGAGAGCAUGAAGGACAACGUGCUGAGAGACAGAGGAAGACCGGAGAUCCCUAAUACCUGGCUCACACAUCAGGGCGUUGCGGUUAUCUGUGCCACCAUAAAGGAAUGCUGGGACCAUGACCCCGAGGCCCGACUCACUGCCCAUUGCGUCGCUGAACGCAUCACUGAGAUGGAGGACGAGAUGGAAAAACUUUCCAGCCGCUGCUCCUCAGCAGAGAAGAUCCCUGAGGAGCUGAAGUUCCCAAUAGAGGUGGAGAUCCCGGAGAAAGAGGUGAAAAUCACAGAAAUACAGGACAUCAUUGCUGUGGACUGCUCCGUGAGCGACGAGAAGUGACCAGAAGCCCUGCAUCCUCAUGGAGAUUUUCAACAAGGGCACUUACUCUGCUUUAAUGGGAACUCUUAAAAGUGAUUUUCAGGAGCUGAGCUCUUGCAGGACUUUGGGCCAGGUUAAGUUGAGUCACAGUGUCAUAUCUAAUUCUAACCCAGCAAAGAUAAACUCUGGGUAAAGCCUUUGAAAUUCAGUACUUCUAAGAUGUAACAGCUCGCUUUAAUCAGCUGAAAAAGCUAAAGAGCCAAAAAGCCAGAGUUAAAUGGAAGCUUCCAUAGAUGUGCUGAGCAUUGGAGACAGUAUUUUUUAUGAGUCAGACAGGCAUCUCUCUGAGCACAAAAGUUACUCUGUUUAUAAGAAACGAACAGGGAAAUAACUAUUAAACCAAAGACAUUUAAUGAGCACUUUACCAUUUGUUACUUACACAUUACAGAUGUGUUUGAUUUUGAUACCUUCAUAUGUUCUGACAUGUUGGAGUUAUGAAAGCUUUUGCCUAAAAGUGCCUUUGUGUGUCCAACUUUGAGCCAAAAUGUCAUCAGAGAUGUCGCCUCAACACAAAUGAUGCCGUGGACUCCAUCCUAACCAGCAGGGUAUUAAAGGAAUGUGUGUGUGUGUGUGUGUGUGUGUGUGUGUGUGUGUGUGUGUGUGUGUGUGUGUGUGUGUGUGUGUGUGUGUGUGUGUGUGUGUGUGUGUGUGUGUGUGUGUGUUUGUGAAGGACAGUGUUUGUCCUUCUGUGUGUAACCAUGUAGUUUUUAUCCAGCUAUACUUACGUCUUGUUUGCCAGAGAGGCAAGAACAAUGUACAUAGUGACAAUAAUUGAAUAUAAAAUACAAAUCAGCCAAAAAGGGAAAGUAAUCCUACUACUUAUCUUUGAAUGCAGAGAUUAAAAGACUUAAUAGAGAUGUAUUUUUUAAAACAUUUUGUAUGUUUUCUGUUUUCUGCAACAGGUAACUGAGGAGUGUGCCAAAGAUCUUUUACCCUGCUUUACAUACAGUAUGUGUCAUAUGUAAAAUAUUGU